Culex quinquefasciatus (southern house mosquito) is the source of this 714-nucleotide messenger RNA. RefSeq lists its product as uncharacterized. The record is from RefSeq and is a predicted model, not a curated record. The transcript has 2 exons. Gene Ontology annotation, biological process: embryonic morphogenesis. Gene Ontology annotation, cellular component: tRNA-splicing ligase complex. The coding region runs from base 112 to 630 and encodes 172 amino acids. Lineage: Eukaryota; Metazoa; Arthropoda; Insecta; Diptera; Culicidae.
AAACGUCAACCAUGAUUGUAAACAAAAACAAGCGGAGGCAACUGCGACUCGCAACAAAUUUGGGUGAAAUGGUUUGAAAAUAGCCAGAAAUUUAGACAAAAACUGCACAAAAUGGAUCUUUUGCAUCCGCAAUUGUUGAGUAAGCAACAGUUGCUGGAUAUUUUUCGGCAGCGACAUUUCACAAUCCCCCGGCUGGAGGAAUCGACGCGGGAUGAGUUAAUCCAGUUGUACACAAAGCAUCUGCUGCCACAGCCUCGAAGGGGGACCCCGGGAUCGGGUUCCAGUGCCGACGGCCCGCAGGAUGUGGAAAUGAAGGACUGCUCACCACCAUCCAACGGAGAUGCAAGUCGGAAGCGGAACAACGUACGACAACGGAUCGUAUACGGAGACAGUCCGGCGGUGGACAACGUUAGUCAUGGGAUGAAGAAGAUCAGAUUGAUUAGUAGUAGCGGUACUUUUGCUACCAAUGUUGGGACGAAUGGGACUGGAACGAGGAGUUAUGUGGGUCAGCACAAUAGUAGCAGCGUGGUGGUCAAAAGAUCUCUUGAAAUUAGUCCUGGAAAAACUGCGACAAUGAGCGAAGCGGCUAAUAAUUCUUCUAGCAAGCGGCAGAAGAUUACUUGGCCGUAGGAAUUUCGGAGAUUAUUACAAGUCUUACAGUAUUUUUAAGCACGAUGAUUAUACUUAAGUAAUAAAUUGAUUUUACUUAGUGAA